AUGAAAAGAGCAUAUGAUGUUGAGAUAGAUGUUUAUUCACCAUUACAAUUACAAUUACAAUUACAAUCACAAUUACAAUUACCAACAUUCAAGAAAUUCAAGUCGAUAAUUAAAAAACCACCAUGCUCAUAUAUUGAAUCAUCAUCUCAAAUUGAAAUACCACAUAAUUUAUUAGAGUGUCUUAACCAAAAUAUGAAUAAUGACACAAAUUUUAAAGCGUUAUUGUUUUUGGGAGUUAUAGGAAAAGAAUAUAUUCAAGAUAUUCAAUCAGAAUUUGAUUAUAGUAUUAAUAUAUACUAUAUUACAGCAAAUAAUGAUUAUGAUGGAACCAAUGAAGUUUGUAAGAUGUUAUCUAAUUAUUUCGAAAUAUUAGAUCCUAUAGGUGGUGGUAUAUAUCCUUUAGAUUAUUUGGUGAUUAUCCAUAAUAAUAAAAUCAUUUGUAAAAUUCCAGUAAAUUAUCAAAAACAUAUAAGUUCCAAUUUUUUACAUUUCAAUUUUUUACAUUUCAAUUGUAUUAAAUCUUUUAUUCAAGAUUAUAUAGAUUAUAUUUAUUUAUGA
This is a messenger RNA of Insectozyma verbasci, 558 nucleotides long. Lineage: Eukaryota; Fungi; Ascomycota; Pichiomycetes; Serinales; Debaryomycetaceae. The record is from the annotation of a GenBank genome assembly.